Messenger RNA from Drosophila obscura, 1164 nucleotides. RefSeq lists its product as uncharacterized. Lineage: Eukaryota; Metazoa; Arthropoda; Insecta; Diptera; Drosophilidae. The coding region runs from base 1 to 399 and encodes 132 amino acids. The record is from RefSeq and is a predicted model, not a curated record. The transcript has a single exon.
AUGGGACCCGGCUUGGGUCUGGGGCUGGGACUUGGCGUGAGCCAGGAGCGGACACGAGAGCCAGAACGGGACAGCAUCGAUGGGCACAACUAUGCAGAGAUCGAUGUGGUCAAUGACUCGGACUUUUGCUACCUAACGAAUCUCAAUAAUUACUACCAGGAGCAGCGACUCAAUGCGCUACGUCAGGGCAUGCCUUCGUUGCCGCAAAUGAAGACGACAGCCACAUCGACGAGUCCCUGGCAUGAGCCAAAGGAGGAUGCGCCCAAGAGCAAGCCCACGCCUUUGCAAAUGCUAAGGAAUCCCAAAAAGUGGAGGGUAACCCGUGCCGUGGAUGAUAUUGUAAAGGUGAUGAUCAUUGCCUCCUCGGAGCAUGUCCUCGACUACGAUGUGCUGUGGUAGGGGGAGUAGUAGGACACACACAUACACACACACACAUGCUAUAUAUCUAGUCAAAACUCCCAAUUGCCAUACAAAAAAAAAAUAUUUUAAUAUCGUAAAAGCCUCUCCCUUCGCCCUGUGGACACUGUGCUUUGAGGCUCUCUUUUCGGUCCCCCACACCCUUCCAACCGCAGAGAUUGUAUAUAAGAAACGCAAACGUUUGUUAAAGUUACUUCCCCAAACCCCCCCUCCCUGCAACAAAUCGCAGAAUACUCAGAGAAGGUCCUUCAAUCAUCAAUCGAUCCAUGAAUCACUGAAUCCAUGGAUUUACUAACGAAAAGCAACUAAACAAAUGCCUAUGCUAAAUGUGGUCUAGCCGUUAAACGUUUAACUACCCCGCCCCCCUCUACCCAUAAAAUGUUUAUCCAAAGUGCAUAUAGGAUAUAGAAAUACGAUCCUACACAUCAUACUCGUCUAACCAUACUUCGUAUGAUUCGAUUUAGUUAACUAACUAACUAACUAACGACUAAUAUUAGUUUAAUUUCCACUCGUAUUGACACAUCAGAGAAGGGUUUUAUAUGAUUUCAAUAACUAUCAUAUAUAUAUAUAUAUUUAUACGUAACUGAACGAACAACUGACAACAAACUGAACGAUCAAGCAAAUCCGAACCCCCAGGAAACCCAAAGCAGCUAUAUCGUACGUAUUCUUAUACUAAAUAAUGAUUAAUAAUAAUACAUACUUAUAUGUAAUGCAAUUAUACAAAUACAAUAGUUAUUAUGAUUAUUA